Aphanomyces astaci is the source of this 1308-nucleotide messenger RNA. RefSeq lists its product as hypothetical. Lineage: Eukaryota; Oomycota; Saprolegniomycetes; Saprolegniales; Verrucalvaceae. Bases 24 to 959 code for a protein of 311 amino acids. Gene Ontology annotation, cellular component: cytosol; extrinsic component of membrane; phagophore assembly site membrane. The transcript is spliced from 6 exons. Gene Ontology annotation, biological process: nucleophagy; autophagy of mitochondrion; protein localization to phagophore assembly site. The record is from RefSeq and is a predicted model, not a curated record. Gene Ontology annotation, molecular function: phosphatidylinositol-3,5-bisphosphate binding; protein binding; phosphatidylinositol-3-phosphate binding.
CAAUCUUCCACAAGAAUUCAAUCAUGUCGAUGGGAAUCAAGAAUGGCGACCCCGACAGCUCCGUGCUCUACGUGAGCUUCAACCAGGAUGCGACAUGCAUCAGCGUUGGCACGCGGCAGGGCUUCUUCGUGUACAGCUGCGAACCGUUUGCCCGGUCGUUCCAGGACGCAGCAGGCGGUAUUGGCCUUGCGGAGAUGCUGUUCAGCUCUAGUUUAAUCGUGUUGGUCGGUGCAGGGGAACAGCCUGCGUUCUCCCCGCGAAGGUUGCGCGUAUGGAACACCAAGACCAGCGCAGCGAUCUGCGACCUGAACUUCGUCACGGCAGUGCUCGGGGUGCAGUUGAACCGACAGCGCCUCGUAGUGGUGCUCGAGAAGAAGAUCUACAUCUUCGACAUCAACUCGAUGCAAGUUCUCAACACACUCGACACCUCGUCCAACCCAAAGGCGCUGUGCGUGCUGUCUCCCGCCGACAACGGGUACCUCGCCUUCCCCGCCGGAGGUGUCGCCGGCGAGAUCGUGCUCUACGACGCCAUCAACCUCAGCGUCCUCAACGCCGUGCAAGCGCACCGCGGGAUGCCCGUCGCCUUGGCCAUGAACGCCACGGGCACAUUGUUGGCAACUGCUUCCGACACUGGUACUAUAUUACGAGUGUUUGACGUCCCGAGCGGCAAGAAGCGCGCGACGUUUCGACGAGGGUCGUACCCCGCGACCAUUUACAGUGUCGCAUUCAAUCCGACGUCGACAUUGCUCUGCUGUUCCAGUGACACGGGCACCGUCCAUAUCUUCUCUCUUACUGGCUUGGAGAGCGCUGUGACCGGGUCGUAUUCUCUGUCGCCGAUGCUCGGUCCCGUGACCCGUCUGGAGCCCAAGGCGGCGACGACCAAAGCCAUGCUCAGCUCAUACCUGCCGUCGUCCGUGACCCGUAUCGCAGAGGGCGCGCGGGAUUUCGCCUACGUAUGAUCGGUGGUUUGGCCAAGUCGAGUUAAGGGCGUUUUUGUUUGGGUAGGCGCGACUGCGCUCAGCAAAUGUGCCCAAUCUGUGCGCGUUGAGAGGACCGCUGCCGGGAAGUAACCACGUGCAAGUGCUCGUGGCAACCAUUGACGGGUUGUUCUAUCAGUAUGCCCUGGAUAUCACCACCGGCGGCGAAUGUGUCUUGGAACGAGAGCACAUGCUGCGGGACUCUGCGUCCGAAGAGAUCGAAGCCGCGUACUUGUCAUAGAGGGGGAUAUAUUAUGACCAUCAAAUCCGCUAGUUAGUACAAGAAUAUAUUGAACGUUCAGCGAUAUUCCACCAAAUCUCAACAACUACA